Messenger RNA from Fopius arisanus, 3219 nucleotides. It is a transcript of the gene Kap3, whose product is annotated as kinesin associated protein 3. The transcript is spliced from 4 exons. Gene Ontology annotation, molecular function: kinesin binding. The coding region runs from base 228 to 2789 and encodes 853 amino acids. Gene Ontology annotation, biological process: cilium organization; microtubule-based movement. NCBI's taxonomy places the organism in Eukaryota, Metazoa, Arthropoda, Insecta, Hymenoptera, Braconidae. Gene Ontology annotation, cellular component: kinesin II complex; axoneme; ciliary transition zone. The record is from RefSeq and is a predicted model, not a curated record.
UGUCAGGGUGAGGUUAUAAUCACGGAUGUCUCCGUUGUCCAGCAAAUACCAGGACAACGAGCCCUUGGAGUCUAAACUUCAAUUUCUACCGUCAAAUGUCAAGGAAAGGGGAAUUAAUUCCCCUUGAAGAUCGAUUAUCCUGUUUUCAGGGUUGAACCAGUGAUUUUGUGGUUUUGUGAAGAGAAAUUCAAGGAUUUCACUAGACAUCCAGGGAAAACAUCAAUAAGAUGGAUGAAGCCAAGUUCCUGAAACGGAAGGUGAGAUCAGGAGCAUUGGAUGUCCACCCGACGGAGAAGGCUCUAGUCGUUAAUUAUGACGUGGAGGCUCUUAUCCUGGGUGAACUAGGUGAUCCAAUGCUCGGUGAUCGUAAGGAAUGCCAGAAAAUAAUCAGACUGAAGAGCUUGAAUGCCGACACCAACGUCUCUCUUCUCGCCAAGGAAGUGAUGGAGAAAUGCUCAUUGAUCCACGAGUCAAAGCUCCACGAGGUCGAACAAUUAAUUUAUUAUCUGCAAAACAGAAAGAUCAAUAACGAAGGGUUGGAAGGGAGUUUUCAGCCACCAAGACCCACUUCUUCGACCUCAACGACCGUUCCAUCCUCUGAGAAUGGUGAUCCAGAGCGGGCAGUAAUUUCCAACGUCGAUAGCUACAUUGAGCUCCUCUAUGAGGAGAUCCCAGGGAAAGUCAAGGGGUCAGCUCUCAUUCUGCAGCUUGCUAGAGUCCCUGACAAUCUCUUGGAGCUCACGAAGAACGAAUCCCUUCUGAGUGCUCUGGCAAGAGUUCUCAGGGAGGACUGGAGACGCAGCAUAGAACUCUCUACUAACAUUAUCUACAUCUUCUUCUGCUUCUCAACGUACUCCCAGUUCCAUAAUAUCAUCCUGGAGUACAGGAUUGGAUCUUUGUGCAUGGAGAUCGUUGACUUCGAGCUCUUAAGGUACGACCAGUGGAAAGAUGACAUGGAAAAACGUCGUCGUCACUUCGAGACAUCCACAGGACUGGUGUUGUUCCCCUCGACGACCUGUGACAACAACGACAAGAAGCUGAAGCUGACAGACGAUAUCUGGAGUACUGAGGGUCCCCUGGACUACGAGAUCAAGCGUAGAUCCUCGGAGAUGCAUCUGUUGAUCUCUGAGACUGAGAUAAAGCGACUCAAGGAGGACCUCGAGAAGAGCAGAAAGAAAUUCAAGAGCCUCACCAAGAAGCAGGAACAGCUUCUGCGAGUUGCCUUCUACCUGCUCCUAAAUAUUGCGGAGAAUACCGAGGUCGAGAGAAAAAUGAGAAAGAAGAAUGUAAUCGGGAUGCUGAUAAAGACCCUCGACAGAGUCAACACUGAUCUCUUAAUACUAGUGAUAACAUUCCUGAAAAAGUUGUCGAUAUUCAGGGAAAACAAGGACUCAAUGGCUGAGGACAAUAUCGUGGAGAAGCUCCCGAGGCUUCUCCAGAACAAUAAUCCAGACCUUCUCCUAAGCACUCUAAAAUUACUGUUCAAUCUCUCAUUCGAUGGAAAACUCCGCGGCAAAAUGGUGAGGGUUGGACUGCUCCCUAAAUUGGUGAAACUCCUGGCUACCAGUGAUCCUCAGAACAAAAACACCAUCCUGGGACUGCUGUAUCACCUCAGCAUGGACGACAAAGUGAAAUCGAUGUUUGGUAAUAGUGAGUGUGUCCCCAUGGUAACUGACAUGGUUCUGGAGGACUGCGAGGAGAGGACCAAAAGGGAACUCAUUGCUCUCUGCAUCAACUUGGCAUGUCACAACAGAAAUGCCCAGAUCAUGGUUGAGAACAAUCGGCUGCAGGGGCUCAUCAGGAAGGCCUUCAAAAAUCAGGAUCCACUCAUCAUGAAGAUGAUAAGAAAUAUCUCACAGCAUGACAGUACUAAAGAACAUUUCGUGGAAUUUGUUGGAGAUUUUGCAAUGGCUCUUACCCAAUCUGACUCCCAAGACUUUGUCUUGGAAAUUGUGGGAGUUCUGGGGAACCUAGUGCUCCCAGACUUAGACUACGCUCAGAUUCUUCAACGUUGCAAUUUAAUCCCCUGGAUUAGAAAUAAUUUGGUGCCUGGCAAAGUUCAGGAUGAUCUGGUGCUCGAGGUGGUCGUUCUUCUCGGGACAGCAGCCUCCGACGAGGACUGCGCCAGGCUUCUCUGCAAGGCUGACAUCCUCUUGUCUUUGAUAGAACUACUCAAAGCAAAACAGGAGGACGAUGAGAUAGUUCUGCAGAUUAUUUACGUUUUUUAUCAAAUCGCUAUGCACGAGUCCACGAGGGAUUAUCUGAUUAAAGAGACUGGAAAUGAGGCUCCAGGAUAUCUCAUCGAUCUCAUGCACGAUAAGAAUCCGGCCAUCAGGAGAGUUUGUGAUGCUUGUCUCGAUGUAAUUGCUUUGUGCGACAAGGACUGGGCAGCUAGAAUUAAAGUCGAAAAAUUCAGAUCUCACAAUCAGCAAUGGCUGGAAAUGGUGGAGUCUAUUGCAGUAGACAACACGAAUCAUCUGAUUGUCGAUGAGGACGACAGUCUCCCACCUUUCAUGAGUGGAGACCUCCUGAAGCACACGAUGCUGUUCCCAUCGGGGAAUUCCACUUCCUUCAUCACCGAUGACGGAGAUUCAGUCAUCAGAGGGGCUCUAGACUCGUCAGAUAAUUCCAGUCGUCCUGCGAGUCGAUACAGUCGAGAUUUUGAUGAUUUAACAGACCUCAUGGCUCGCUCGAAAUCUCGAAUGUCCGUUGGUUCGGGUAUUGAGGAUCUCUAUCACAACCCAAAAGUGAAAUUCACAGAGUCUGAUAAUUCCCAUGUCCUUAUAUAAAGGGAAAUCAAGCUCAAGUGCUUCAUCCACACACCCUAGCCUUUUCGACUGGGGAAAAGUAUUAUGCUUAUUUUUCGCGAGGAAUUUAGCUCUGGAGAACCUAAAUGUAUGCACAAUUCGCAGAAGUUCGGAAUUUUUCAGUCGACGUUUAGGAGUUUUUAUUUGAAACUAGUGCCUUUAUGUUGUCAGACGAUUUAGCUCUACCACUUUCAACUCAACUUCCACAUUCGCUAGUCAAAGUAUUAUUUAAGCAACUGUCCACCUGAGGAACAAUUUAUUUCAAUUAAAAAACAAUGAAAUUAUUGAAGAGCCAAUAGUUUUUUCUUAUAACGAAAAUUAUUAAAGUAAAUUGUUUCAUCAGGUUUAAUUGCAAUGUAGUUAAGUAUUAUAUGGAGCUUAGAUGAAUUCUGCUAUCGUCCUUUGAAUGUUC